This is a messenger RNA of Trichophyton rubrum CBS 118892, 1095 nucleotides long. Its product is annotated as fatty acid synthase subunit alpha. The annotation marks the transcript as partial. The transcript has 2 exons. Gene Ontology annotation, cellular component: fatty acid synthase complex. The record is from RefSeq and is a predicted model, not a curated record. Lineage: Eukaryota; Fungi; Ascomycota; Eurotiomycetes; Onygenales; Arthrodermataceae. Gene Ontology annotation, biological process: long-chain fatty acid biosynthetic process. Gene Ontology annotation, molecular function: holo-[acyl-carrier-protein] synthase activity.
AUGAAGCCCGAAGUCGAGCAGGAGCUGGCUCACACCCUGCUCGUCGAGCUCCUCGCAUACCAGUUUGCCUCGCCCGUGCGGUGGAUCGAGACCCAGGAUGUCAUUUUGGCUGAGAAGAGGACGGAGCGAAUUGUUGAGAUUGGUCCGGCUGACACGCUAGGUGGAAUGGCCCGGAGGACCCUCGCAUCGAAAUAUGAAGCCUACGAUGCCGCCACGUCCGUCCAGCGCCAGAUCCUCUGUUAUAACAAGGAUGCAAAGGAGAUAUACUACGAUGUCGAUCCAGUCGAGGAUGAACCUGCUCCAGCCCCUGAAGCUGCCGCUACCGGGGCUACUAGUGCCCCUGCGGCUCCCGCUCCAGGCCCUGCAGCUGUGGAGGAUGCCCCUGCCACUGCAAUUGAGAUUGUGAGAUCGCUUAUUGCGCAGAAAUUGAAAAAGGGACUGGCAGAUGUUCCCCCUAGCAAAGCAAUUAAAGAUCUAGUAGGAGGAAAAUCCACAUUACAAAAUGAAAUUUUGGGCGACCUUGGAAAGGAGUUUGGUUCUACGCCCGAACGGCCUGAAGAUACCCCUCUCGACGAACUCUCUUCCUCUCUCCAGGCCACUUUCAAUGGCCAGCUUGGAAAACAAUCCUCAUCUCUUAUUGCGCGACUGGUUUCUUCCAAGAUGCCGGGUGGUUUCAAUAUUACCGCUGUCCGCAAGUAUUUAGAAUCUCGCUGGGGUCUAGGUCCUGGUCGACAAGAUGGUGUUCUCCUCUUUGCGCUCACCAUGGAGCCCGCGUCCCGUAUUGGCUCCGAGUCUGAUGCGAAAGCCUACUUUGACGACAUUACGAAUAAAUAUGCUACUAAUGCUGGAAUAACACUGUCUACGGCCAAGGCUGGAGGUGACAGCGGUGGCGGCUCAGGAGGCAUGAUGAUGGACCCUGCCGCCAUUGAUGCCCUCACCAAAGACCAGAGAGCUCUCUUCAAGCAACAACUAGAAGCCAUUGCAAGAUACCUUAAGAUGGACCUCCGCGCUGGAGACAAGGCCUUUGUUGCCUCUCAGGAGUCCCAGGCCGCUCUCCAGGCCCAGCUUGACCUCUGGCAGAUAGAGCAUGGUGAA